GCCGACUUAGAAAGCGGAACGGCUUCGGUCUCCUGGGUGGGGGUCGACGGAGGCCCCUUUAGGGUGGUUCCAGGCGUCCCCCCACGGUCUCAUCCAGUCCCCCCUCGCCUCCCGCGCUCGCCCAGCUCUACCCUCCGGCCUUGUCCCCUGAGCUCUGCCCUCGGAUGUCCGACCGCCCAGAGCCUGCAUGCGCCGUGGGGCGCUCCAGGACCAGGCGCUGGUGGGUCCGGGGGCCCCUGGGCGGGGGUCCCGGGGCGCCCCUCCUCCCUCGGGACCCGUUGUCCCGGUCCUUGUCUUUCCCCCUGAUCUAGUGUUCAGGGCAGACCAACGGAGCGGACCCCGACAGCUGCUGACCCUCUAUAACCCCACGGGAGCUGCGCUUCGCUUCCGAGUCCUGUGCACAGCACCUGCCAAAUAUACAGUGUUCGACGCCGAGGGCUACGUGAGACCUCAGUCCUGCAUCGAUAUUGUGAUUCGCCACGUGGCCCCCAUACCCAGCCACUACGAUGUCCAGGACCGCUUCCGCAUUGAGCUGUCUGAGGAGGGGGCCGAAGGGCGAGUGGUGGGACGCAAGGACAUCCCCUCGGUCCUGAGGGCGCCGGCCUACCCUCUUGAACUUCAGGCGGGGCAGGAGGUGCCCCCACCAGGGCCUCCUGGCAGGACACCACCCCCACCCCCCACCGCCAGGCACUUCCAGGAGAACGCCCACCCACAACUGGCCACCAGCUCCUUCCUCCUCUUCCUGCUGACCGGCAUUAUUGCUGUGGCCUUCCUGCUGCUCCCACUCCACGAUGAACUGGGCAGCCAGCUGCCCCAAGUCUUGCACGUCUCACUGGGACAGAAGUUGGUAGCAGCCUAUGUCUUGGGCCUCCUCACCAUGGUGUUCCUCCGGACCUGAGCUGCCUGCUCCACCUUCACCCCAGCCUCCGGGGCAGGCACAGGAGACAACCACUGUGGUGCACAUGCCCAUGCCACCACUCCUGCUCCUUGCCUCCCCUGCCCUCAAACCACCCUCAGAUUUGUAUUAAUUUUCCAAGUUGAAUAAAAUACAUUUUUAAAACUAAA
Molecule: messenger RNA, 1065 nt
Organism: Echinops telfairi (small Madagascar hedgehog)
Lineage: Eukaryota; Metazoa; Chordata; Mammalia; Afrosoricida; Tenrecidae
Gene: MOSPD3
Product: motile sperm domain containing 3
Exons: 5
Coding region: 188-898 (236 amino acids)
Cellular component (GO): cytoplasm
Source: RefSeq, a predicted model, not a curated record